AUGAGUCUCUCGCAACGCCCCUCCUCGAGUGCCCUCUUGUCGGCUUCAAAAGAUGCGGAUGACAGCUCUGUUCGCCCACGAAACCGCCGGGUAGUGAGCCACCGCAACGAUGCAACCUCAUCCUCCCUCUACUCGAGCCCGAGCAGGACCCCAGACAGAGGCGCCUCGCCGAUUCCCGCCGCACGCAUAGGAGAUGUUACCGGAAGAAACAAUUCUAGACUUGAGGUCGCGGCGGGCUCUACACGUGCAAGUAGCCCCAGGGGCGGUCGUGGUCUGCUCGAUGGCUCGUGGGCUUCGACGUGGGCCUCCGUCCAGGAGUUCACCACAACACUGCUUACUGGUGGGGAAUCAUAUCACACCGGGUCAGAGAGAUCAGCCACCAGGACCGCUGGGAAACAAAAGAGCUCCAGCAGCUGGGGUCCCGAACCACCAAACGAAUCGAGGCCACGCUUAGAGGACGUUGGGUCAGGAUCAAUGAUCGAGCGGGAGGGGCGUCUCAGGGCCCUUAGGACAGCAAGUGUACUCGAAAGUCAUGAAGGCGUUAAUGGUGGGCUGGAUGUUUCCAGGACGUUCAAAAAGCGUAGUUCAGACGAGGACUUGCGAGAAGCUUCGCAAAGUCAGGAAACAGCAGAACACCUGGUGUACAUCCACCAUGUACAGCCAACUGAUACCUAUGCCGGGAUCGUGCUUCGCUACAAGUGCCGUGAAGACGCAUUCCGCAAGGCCAACGGCUUAUGGUCUCGAGACAAUAUCCAGAUGCGCAAAUGGCUUGCAAUUCCUGUCGACGCCUGCGAGAUCAAGGGGCGCCCUUGCGAAGGCCCCUCGUUUCCCGGAGCCCAAGUUGAUUACUUGGCCCGUACGCCGGAAGCAACAGACCCAUUUGGGCGAGACAUCUCCAACAACCGAGAGUUUUUCGGCACCUCGACCAACGAUCAAGGCGGGGAUAACAAGUUACAAACACAUGAUGACGAGCGACCAUGGACACACGUGCGCUGGGUAUCACUCGACUCGUUUCCUAAUCCUGUUGAGGUCGCACGAGUAGAACGCAAGGUUUUGGGAUACUUCCCCCCGCGUCGGAGGAAGAGCAUGAACACCACUUCCACAAUGACGUCGCCUAGGACGUCGAUGGACGUACCAGGCAUCACUGUCAGUGGGGAGACCGGUCCUGCGAGUCCCGGCAGCAGCUCUUCCCGCCGAACUAGUCUCAUGGGAAAUCGCCCCAGUCUAGUUGGAGAUGAUGUUCGGCCGGCAUGGAUGAGACGGCCUGGAGGCGUAGGCUCGCUGCGGAAUGUGAGAGCACCAGGACCUGAGAAGGAUUACUUCAACACGUGGACAAAUAAACAUCUACCGGGCCUGAACAUUGAUUCUCUACCGUCCAUGGCUGUUUUAGGUGCUGAAACUGCCCGCCUCGGUUUCCAAGGCGCUGAGGAGCACCCAACUAUUGUUGAGAGCCCUUUUGAAGACGGAGGCGAUGCCUCGACGAUAAACGGCCAAGGAUCCACCGGCCUCGAUAAAGCGGCUGCGGCGGUCGAGAACUGGCUACGAGGCGCAUUUGUCAAACGUCCAAUAGGAACGCCUUCUCUAGGCGCACCGAAACGAUCGCCUCUUGGCCAAGAAGAAGGCGACCUCAUCGAGCUUACCGACACUAAUAGUGACGAUGGUCGAGGAGGGAACAUCGAUCCUAUUUCUGAUGAUAGACGGGACACAGGAUUGCUGAACUUGGGAACUGGUACCUCUGGGAGAAGCGCUACAAUGGGCGGGAGUGGAACGAUGAGAGGGAGUCUCGCGGUCCGAAUGCCGAUUUGCAUCGAAUGCAGACACCCUGUGAAGACGUUAUGGAGGGAGGGCGCAGGUGACAAGUCGACCGGGCACAACAUCCGGUUGACGGUGUGCAAGAACUGCGGCCGCUUCUGUGAUAAAUAUGUCGAACAUGACUUUGUCGUUCUUUUCAUCGACCUUGUCUUGAUCAAACCGCAGGUCUAUAGACAUUUGCUUCACAACACCUUGAUGAAAGACGAGGAUGAAUUCGCAGUACUCCUCCUCUGCACCCUCUCAACCCUCGCCUUCCACGGCUCCAUCCGCUUCCUCACCUCAAGCCGAUACUCACCUCUCCACCUCCUCGGCAUUCUCCCGCAGUUCAGCCGGCCCAACUCGGCCUCGACCGCCCUUCUCGUUUCGUCUUCCACCAAGCUGUUUCCCAUCCUGAUGGUCAUAUGGGAAUAUGACGUUCCUGCGGCGGCGCGCUCGUUAGGAUGGGCCGUGGUGGCCAACAACGUCGAGGCGCUCAAGAUCUUGCUGGACUGUAACUACGGCGUGGCGACGCUGCUGGCGACGGCGGGCGCGCUGAGCCGUUGGGCCAUGGGAAGGGCGGUCUUGUGGGCGGCUGGGCUGGAUGGGGUGGACUCGGUUGGGGAGCAUAGUGUGGCGGAGGAAGGGAGGGUGAUGGGUUCCUUGUUAAUGUAUGCAAAGGAUUGGCUUGGGAGAUUGGCUGUUGGUUGA
Messenger RNA from Neurospora tetraspora, 2499 nucleotides. RefSeq lists its product as uncharacterized. The record is from RefSeq and is a predicted model, not a curated record. Gene Ontology annotation, cellular component: cortical endoplasmic reticulum; Golgi apparatus. The coding region runs from base 1 to 2499 and encodes 832 amino acids. Gene Ontology annotation, biological process: sterol metabolic process; regulation of plasma membrane sterol distribution; sphingolipid metabolic process. The transcript has 4 exons. Lineage: Eukaryota; Fungi; Ascomycota; Sordariomycetes; Sordariales; Sordariaceae.